GAUUGAUUUGCCAAAGGACUUGGACGGGAAGGGCUUUUUUAGGGCGUUUUUUUGUAGAAUUACGUCGCUUAUCGUUGCUUGCGUUUCGGUUUGAUUUCCUGCAGGGAGACAGUUGGUUUGCCUUUAGCGCUUUAGAAUAUUACAGGAGGAAAAUGGGAAACCAACUUUCGUCCUCCUCGUCACCAUCGGCGCCGGCUGCGGACUACGAUGAAGCUCGCGAGAGCAGUCUUCAAGCAACUAAUCACCCGCCACCCGCAGUCGACGACGCAUUCCCUAGUAUACAGACUUCUUUGUCCACCGACUCCUCUUCGUCUUCUUCGUCUUCUACUUCAUCUGCGCAACACAAUUCACACUUGUAUUCCACUUCAACAUCGUCUUCGUCCUCUUCCUCGUCCUCGUCGUCUUCCAACGUACACCGCCACUCGAGUCGUGCCCGUAGGCGCCAACUGUUUAGUAUCUCUCCACUUGUUCCGCCUUCUCUCAUUUUCAGAAACGAGAGUCGAGGUGUGAUGGAUGCUCUUGGGGAUGGGAAUGACAGGAGAAAUUUAAGAGUUUUGAGGAGAUUGAGGACACCUUCUGAGAGACGUCCUGUGGAUUCUACGAGAAAUGAAGAGGAGGCUAUGAUGGACGUUGAUCAUCAAAACGAGAGUCAGCAGGACCAAUCUGUACAAGUUGAGGAUAGUCAACGACCUACCCUGCCCGGUUUUAAUGAAAUGUUUGGCUUCCCUGGGUCGCAGUCGUGGUCACCCUUAUCACCAGCCCAACCACCACCUCCUCUACAACCAUCUUCCCCCGCACCUCCACGAUCAUCAACCGACAGUUCCGUUGGAACAUCUUCAAGUGUAGAUUCAUCGGACGUUCCGGGACUCGCUCGACCAGCCUCCACUAUUCGCCGAAGAUUUGUCAGAAGUCUAUUAGAGGCCAUCAUGUCUGGGUUACCCUCUGUUGAUGGAAGAAAUACCACCACUACUAGCAACAAUAAUACCAGCAGUGCCGGAACGGCAACUGCUACCCCUACCGCGAGCGAUAGAAUCCAGCCGCCUGCAGGCAUGCAGUCUGCAAAUUUAACUGAUUUGCUACAAUUUCUUCGCUCUCCACCUCCGGGUGCUGGCACAAUACAAAUGUCACCAGCAGAAGGACCAGCGGGCUUGUCAUCUUUUCUUAGAGCACUUCGCGGUCGUAGGGGACGAGAGGCCGAGGACGCAGAUGGAGGAGCAUCUAGACGCAGUCCCGUGCCGGUCUUGAUUUUGAUUGGACGUGCAGUUCGUCUGGCAAAUGGGCAGAGCGUUCCAACAAUGGAAGCAAACGCAACGGGUGAAACUGCUCCUGAAGCCGCUGCCCAAAACGCAACGGACGAUCGUGCAAGUCGACUCUUUGGAGAGUUGGGUAAUGAAGGUAAUCCCUCUGUCGCCUCAUUUGCUGAGUCGCUCCUUUCAACACCACCAGUGCCAGCGCCUGCGCCGGCUGAAGCAACCCCAUCCACGACGAAUACUUCUGCUCCUGAACAGCCUGCGGGUGAAGCGAAUGCUGAGGGUACACCUGGUCAGGACCCUGCCAACCCGUCCGCUAGGAGGAGUAUUCAGUUUAUGAUCUACUUUAUUCCUAAUCGAAGGCGAACGGGAGAUGCAACUGCUGGCCCAACUGCAGCCUCGAAUGUACCCAUCCCUGGCGCUUCACCUGAAGCACCGACACCAGUGCCAUUGUUUCCUACACAACCUGCCGAAGGUGAUUCCCGUGAUCGAAAUCCAUUUGCCGACAUUCUAAGCUCGAUUCCAGCUGGAAUGCCUCCAUUGACUCACCUGUUCACGGGAGGACAGAGUACAGGAGCAGUGGAUGCUAUUCGACCCGAUGCCCCGCCAGCCUCAACAAAUCUCGAUGGCUCUAGUCCUUUUACCAUGCCACUUCCCACAACGGAUACCCUCAACCCCAAUACCACAACAGAUACCAAUGCAGAUCCAGCAACCGCAACCCAACGUCCUGGAGGUCGCAAUGUUGUUGAGGACUUUGCCAUCACCAUUAUUCUCCAAUUAGUGAGCAACAUGUUACGGGAAGGUUCCAUGAACGGGCCUGGAGGCCUUUUGGGCGGUACAUUGAGCCUAGAUAUUGCCACCGGCGCUGAAAAUGCUGGAAAUGGAAUGAGCUAUGAAGACUUGUUACGAUUGGCAGAAGUCUUGGGCCCCGCGCGACCACGUAAUGCGGAGCAAUCGGAUGUAGAGGCGCAGCUACCGACAGUCAUAUGGCAUUCGAAUGAAGCUGCUGGGGACGAUAAAGAUGAUGCAAAGGGCAAACAAAGAGUAGAUGAUACGUCCUCGGUAGUCUCUAUGGAUAUUGACGAUCACGCUGAACCAAGGGUCGAGAAUCCGGCCAAAGAGGAGAAGGACAAGGAUGAAAAGGACGUGAAAACAGAGCCUGUGCAAUGGGGUAUCAAAGAUUUACUGGCAUCAACCCGUGAAAAAUGCAUGAUUUGUUUGACGCCGUACGAAGAAGAGGAUCAAUUGAGGAUAAUGCGGUGUCGUCACGGGUUUCACAGAGAGUGCUUGGAUCAGUGGCUAACACAAUACCAUAAUUCAUGUCCGCUCUGCCGCGACAAAGCUGUUCACAGCCCCGCAAGCCAGGAGGCUCCACCCAACAUGUUUGGAGGUCAAACCUUCAACCCACCGUCCACAACCACGCCAACAACAACAACGACAACAACCCAAACAUCGCCAACACCUGAGGAAGCAGGGAACGAACCCCGUCGUGGUGGAUUCUUGAGACGUCUUAUGGAUAUGUUCCCUGGACGACUGGGUGGCGGUCAGGAACAAACGGCUACUGCUCCGGCUGAUGCAAGGCUGGGAACAGACAGACCUGGGUUGCCUGCUGCUGUUAUUGUGUUUUUAGGGUAAUGAGUUGUCGCUGGGUUAAAGGUUGUUGAGGCCUUUUUUGUACAAAGUUUGGGUCGAAUGUGGGGAGAUGGCUUUGUGGUGUAGGUCAAUGGGGAGGGAAAUGUUUCAAUCUAGUAGGUUCAUACGGUGUGUGGUGGAGGCGUGAUGGCAUUGUUUUGCUUUUCUUGUAUAGAGAUGUGUCAUUGGAGGGUCAAGAAUGUGAAUAGCAUUUUUCAUACACGUUCAUUAAAGAUUGCCAAUGACAGCGAGAAUGAAUGUCAAGUUAAAGACAUGAAAAUGAGUAUCGC
Molecule: messenger RNA, 3172 nt
Organism: Spizellomyces punctatus DAOM BR117
Lineage: Eukaryota; Fungi; Chytridiomycota; Chytridiomycetes; Spizellomycetales; Spizellomycetaceae
Exons: 3
Coding region: 153-2885 (910 amino acids)
Source: RefSeq, a predicted model, not a curated record